Messenger RNA from Strongylocentrotus purpuratus (purple sea urchin), 833 nucleotides. Its product is annotated as natural resistance-associated macrophage protein 2-like. The transcript is spliced from 7 exons. The coding region runs from base 173 to 820 and encodes 215 amino acids. Gene Ontology annotation, molecular function: cadmium ion transmembrane transporter activity; manganese ion transmembrane transporter activity; iron ion transmembrane transporter activity. Gene Ontology annotation, biological process: metal ion transport; response to manganese ion; manganese ion homeostasis. The record is from RefSeq and is a predicted model, not a curated record. NCBI's taxonomy places the organism in Eukaryota, Metazoa, Echinodermata, Echinoidea, Camarodonta, Strongylocentrotidae. Gene Ontology annotation, cellular component: apical plasma membrane.
AACUAAUUUUUAAGCGGCACCUCAGCUCAGCUAGCUCUCAGCUCAAGGCAGGCGAUUGUACCGGAGAGCCACAGAAUUGUAAAAUCACUGACCUUGACAGCGCCAGGGACUUCAUUGCUCAUUGUGGAUGAAACCUGGCAGAAUAAAACAACCAGUGGAGAGCUGAGGACGUAUGCACGGCAUGGAACAUAAUUACAAGGAGCUUCCUCUAGACGACAAUAUGGAAGGGCCAUCAGAUUUGAAACCAGUUUCUAAUAACAGCGCUACAUCACAGCAUCAUGCUGAAGAAGCAGAUGGUCGUGGUGACGGUGGUGGCAAUUCAUUUCUAGAACCCAGUCAAAGUUCAUUGGAUACUGGGGUAGUUGAUCCAGUCCUGUCCAAUGGACGUCAGUCACAGUAUGAAGCGACAGCUGACAAUGGUGGAACUUACUUUGAUGAAAGAAUACCAAUUCCAGACCAAGAAAAUUACGCCUUCAGUUUCCGUAAGUUAUGGGCGUUCACUGGACCUGGCUUUCUAAUGAGCAUUGCGUAUCUGGAUCCAGGUAACAUCGAGUCUGACCUCCAAUCAGGAUUCAUCGCAAAUUUCAACCUGCUAUGGGUACUGAUGUUUGCCACCCUCCUGGGUCUGCUUCUCCAGCGACUGGCAGCCAGAUUGGGCGUGGUCACUGGAUUGCAUCUCGCGGAGGUGUGUUACCGGGAGUAUCCUAAGUACCCCCGCAUCUUUCUCUGGAUCAUGGUGGAGAUAGCUAUCAUCGGUUCUGACAUGCAGGAAGUCAUUGGAACUGCCAUCGCAUUCUAUCUGCUUUCUAAUGGAAAGUGAGUAUAUGAUCAUG